CUACUAAAAUGAUCAUUAAUUACGAAUAUCUAUUUUUCCAAUAAAGCCUUACAAUUAAUUUACUAGAGAUGGCUGAGAUAAACAGGAAAACACAAUGCCGAUGGUUCCUAAAAGACUGAUACUCUCCUUCUCUCUCACUUUGAUCGUCGUUACUCAUGCCAUUGCUCAACCACCCUUCCGCAUCCACUCCUGUUUGAACGACAAAGGCAAUUACACCGCUAACAGUACCUACCACACCAACCUCAACACCCUCCUCUCCUCCGUUUUUUCCAACGGAUCAGAUAUCGACGGCUAUGGUGCUUUUCAAAGUUCCUCACAUGGCAGAAACCCCGACAAAGCUUACGCCAUUGGCCUCUGCAGAGGACAUGCGGAGCCCGAUGUUUGCCGGAGUUGCCUUACUAACUCCACAAAUCUUCUCACAAAGCUCUGUCCGAAUCAGAAAGAGGCAAUUGUGUGGUACGACCAAUGCAUGCUACGCUACUCUAAUCGCUCCAUAUAUGGCAUCAAGGAAACUAAUCCUGCUUUCAUUAUCUGGAUCACGCAAAAUGCCUCAUCUGACGUCGAUGCGUUCCAACGAAAUGUGCAGAGUCUGAGCAGCCGAGCAGUGGCUGGUGGCUCUUUUCGCAAGUUUGCCGCAGGAAGCAGGAAUGCUGCAAAUAACUUUCAAACCAUUUAUGGUAUUGCUCAGUGCACACCAGAUUUAUCAGAUGUGGACUGCAAUGACUGCUUGAUUACUGGUGUUAACGGUCCUACUCAAUAUUGUAAAGGGGUCAAGGGCUGCUACGUUCUUUAUGCCAAGCUGCAGAGAAAGAAAAGUCAAACAUAUCGAAUUGUGAUCUCUGUAGUUGUUCCAAUCCUCAUUUUGAUAGCGAUAAUGUUCUUCAUCUACAUUUGUUUAUGCGUGAGGAAGGCAAAAGAAAGUGUUAGAUGUAAAGAUAUUGAUGAUGAGAAAGCAGAAUCUUUGCAGUUUCAGUUCUGCGCCAUUAAAGCUGCAACGAGUGACUUUUCUGAGGCAAACAAGCUGGGACAGGGUGGAUUUGCUGCUGUUUACAGGGGUAAGCUUUUAAAUGGACGAGAUAUAGCAGUAAAAAGGCUGUGUAAGAAAUCUGGACAAGGAGAUAUAGAAUUUAAGAAUGAAAUCCUAUUAGUUGCCAGGCUUCAGCACCGGAAUUUAGUCAGCCUCCUAGGUUUCUGCUUGGAACAAAGUGAAAGGCUACUUAUCUAUGAGUUUGUGCCUAUUUCAAGUUUGGAUCAUCACGUAUUUGUUCCAAUCAAGUGUGCAUCUUUAGAUUGGAAUGUACGCUACAAAAUCAUAGUAAGCAUUGCUCGAGGUCUCUUUUACCUUCAUGAAGACUCCUGCCUUAAAGUCAUCCAUCAUGACCUAAAAGCGAGUAACAUUUUGUUAGAUGCAGAAAUGAAUCCAAAAAUUGCAGAUUUUGGGAUGGCAAAGUUGUUUGCAGUUGAUCAGACUCAAAGUGAUACUAUGAGAAUCGUGGGAACCUAUGGAUAUAUGGCUCCAGAAUAUAUCAAGCGAGGGCACCAUACAGUCAAGUCAGAUGUAUUUAGUUUUGGUGUUCUAGUACUGGAGAUUGUGAGUGGACAAAGUAUUAAAACUUUCUCCAUAGAGGAGAAAGCAGAGAGCCUUCUAAACUAUGCAUGGAAAAAAUGGAAGGACGGCUUGGCUACAAAUCUAGUGGAUCCCAAAAUGAAUGUUGUAUGUUCAAAAGCAGAAAUAAUGCAAUGCAUCCAUAUUGGAUUAUUAUGUGUGCAAGAAAAUUUACUUGAUAGACAAACCAUGCGUUCAGUUGCUCUAAGUCUAAGUAGUUGCUCUACUAGUCUUCAAGUACCCUCAAAACCAGCAUAUUUUAUGGAUAGUAGCACCAACUUGCCUAAUAUAAGGAGACACAAAUCAAGGAAGAGAUUGUCAAAUCGACACCAAAACAACAUAGUACAAACAUCAGAAAAUCAAGCUUCAUUAAUAACUAAAGUACAUCCUCAUUGA
Molecule: messenger RNA, 2002 nt
Organism: Ziziphus jujuba (common jujube)
Lineage: Eukaryota; Viridiplantae; Streptophyta; Magnoliopsida; Rosales; Rhamnaceae
Product: cysteine-rich receptor-like protein kinase 44
Exons: 7
Coding region: 95-2002 (635 amino acids)
Biological process (GO): protein phosphorylation
Molecular function (GO): ATP binding; protein kinase activity
Source: RefSeq, a predicted model, not a curated record